This is a messenger RNA of Parnassius mnemosyne (clouded apollo), 4341 nucleotides long. The record is from the annotation of a GenBank genome assembly. NCBI's taxonomy places the organism in Eukaryota, Metazoa, Arthropoda, Insecta, Lepidoptera, Papilionidae.
AUGUCGGAGAAGUGUUUAAUUUGUGAUAAUGUAGUCGAAAUGGACUUGUGUAAAGUCGGAAGUAAAGGGAUAAGUGGGAUAAUAAAGGCAAGCGCGUUAAGAAAAGAUGGGAAAGAAACAUGUUUAAGGAAUAAGAUGAGUGGUGUUGUUCACAAUACUUGCAGAAGACAAUACGUUAGAAGUGACUCAAUAAAAAGGUUUUUGAGAGAACAAGCUCUUUCAGAGCAACCAUCAACAUCACGUGGUGUCUCUUCUUUGCGUUCAGGACAAAGUCAGUUUGAUUUUAAAACAAAGUGUUUUUUUUGCACAGAAGAGCAUGACGAGGAGGCGGAGAGAAAAAAACCUUAUUCUAAGCGUCGAACCAUUAUCAAAGUUCGUACGACUACGUUUCACAAUUCCGUGCUUCUUCGUGGGCAGGAAAGAAACGAUGAGUGGGGUAACGACGUAGUAAGACGUAUCUGCACUGUUGGGGAUCUACAUGCAGUAGAUGCUAUAUAUCACGUGGAUUGUUACAAAAAAUUCACCCUUGCCACUCUACCUUCAAAAAGAAAAGCUGGGCGCCCCAUUGAUGAAGGGAUUUCAGAAGCAAUGAACGAAAUCUACGAUUACAUUGAAAAAAAUGAUAACUGUCAAUUUUCUAUGGACGAUUUGUUGGGACAGAUUACGGGAGAACCACCAACUGUGAAAACCAUCAAAGCCAGAAUGAAGGAAAAAUAUGGGGACCAAAUUGUUUUCAGUACAACUCGCACCAAACAAACAGUCGUCUGCUUUCAUGCAACUGGUGAAAAAAUUUUAAACGACGCGUGGUACACGUCAAGGUGUACUAAUGAACAGGCAGAAAAUGAAAGAAUUGUACGAAAAGCCGCUGAGAUUAUCUUGAAAGAUAUUGAAUCUAUGGCUUACGACAACAGUGCCUAUUUUCCUUUAACUAGCUUCUGCAGGGAGGCUGAAGAAUUGAUACCUCAAACUCUCGCAGUUUUCACAGACUGCCUUGCAAAGAAAAAAAGGUCACAAGAGACUGUGAAAAAAAAAAUGACAACUAUAGCUCAUACACUUAUUGCUGCUAUUCGCCCUAGAUGUUUCAUAUCCCCUAUUUUGUCCAGCAUCGCUCUGCUUAUAUACCGAAAAUAUGGAUCCAAGAAUUUGGUGGACCUUCUGUCGAAGUUGGGAUUGAGUGCCUCUUAUUACGAGGCUCAGCGGCUAGAGCUCUCCACCAUCCACCAUACGGAAGAGCCUAUUCCAAUUGGAACUUUUAUUCAGUUCGUCUUUGACAAUGCUGACUUCAAUGUAUCCACUCUCGAUGGCCGGAAUACCUUCCACAGCAUGGGAGGUAUCAAAUGUAUUACACCGGCCAACACUCUUCAUGCAUCCACAAAUGUCAAAAGGUUGAAUUCUGCUCCUCCCCAGGAAGAAGUGGGCCAGCUGGGAGUUCUGGAGGUGCAUACAUUAGAGGGUAGGGGAACCAACGCAUUACAGCAAAUGAUCAUAGAAGACUUGAGCUUUCUGAAGCCCAUCCCUUCUGACAUAUUCACACCCACUAUUCAAGAUCUCUUGUGGAUGAGUGGUAAGUGGCUCCAGGAGGUGGAACCUACUUUGGAGGUGCCUAACAUUCCAGAAUGGAAAGGUUUUAUGCAAUUGACAAGUAAAUUAAUUAACAAAGAAACAACUUCGGUAACUUUUCUUCCAUUUAUCAAUUCUCCACCAAAUGAGUACAGCACUAUACGCACAGCCUUACAGUAUGCUUUAAAAAAGAGUCAGGAGGUAGGAGUCACCGUUUGUUUCGUAACUUUCGACCAGCCUUUGUAUUUAAAGGCCAGGGAAAUCAGCUUUGGGAGCAUUAUGGUGAGACUUGGUGGGUUUCACUUACUGAUGUCCUUUUUGGGUUGCAUUGGCCACACAAUGGCUGGAUCAGGACUGAAAGAUGUAUUAUGCCAAAUUUUUGCUCCUAAUUCAGUUGACAAGAUGUUAACAGGACAUGCCUACAGCCGAGCCGUUCGAGGACAUUUGCUUGUUCAGCUUGUUUUAGCUCAUAUUAUUCUGGAUGGAGCCAAUGUAUCAGAAGAAGAGAAGAAGGACAUCUCGACUAUGUUGAUCAACAUGGAAGAAUUUACUCCAGAUAAAGUUAAAGAGAAUGCUUCCUUGAUGUCAACUUUGAAAAAAUUUCAGUACCAUCUCGAGACCCUUAAAGAGAAUGGGCCUACCGCUGCUUUGUGGGUGCAGUAUUUCAAUAUGGUUACACUCAUGAAGAAGUACAUUAAUUUUGAGCGUUGUGGUGAUUGGGACGGCCACUUGGCGUGUGUACAACAGAUAAUCCCAUUCUUCCAUGCAAGUGGACACUUCCAAUACGCGAAAUGUGCCCAUAUCUACGUGCAAGACAUGAUGCAACUGAAGAACAGCCAUCCCCAAACGUACAAGGAAUUUGCAGAAAAAGGCUUCUUCACCAUUAAUCGCACAGGCACACCUUGGGCAGGAGUUUGGUCGGAUAUGGUAAUAGAGCAAACUCUCAUGCGCUCCAUGAAAAGUUCAGGUGGCCUGACGCGAGGAAGAGGAAUUACUGAUUCUGUAUUGGCCAAAUGGGUUUGCGGAUCACCGGGAUGCACCGCCAUCUGCACUUCAUUGGAGGAGUUCGCCGAAGUGGUUUUUGCUAGUGGAGAACAGCAUGUCGAUUUCCGGCAGUCACGGCAACAGAGAGAUUCACGAGAUCGAGCUAAGAUUCGGGAAUGGUUUAGUGAACAUCCCCCAUUUCCAAAGUUGAAUUCGCUAAUAUCUCUCUCAACGGGCGUCCUGGGAAAUUCCAAAGUAAACUGCCACCAAGCCCUAGAUAUUGGCACCAAAACGAUGCAAAAUUUCAUUGGCAGAAGAUUCAGUGACAUGAAGCAGUCUAAAAAGAAUGUGGUUUUGUCACUAGCCAGUAUGAGUAGUAGCAUUAAAAUCAAUGGUGAGACAGUUACUGUUAACCCUUUAACUAUUUUCCAAAGAACUGUCAUAGCAAAAAAGAAUGACGAAGAUGUUGCAGACCUUUUGACUUAUGAAUUAACCCCAUUCCCCAUGUCUCUGUUCCACGAGGGUGUGAUGCGAAAAGGGAAGAAGUCAUCCCUCUACGAUGUUUUGCCAGUAGAGAAUAACGCAGCUCUCGAUCUCAACCAAACCACCAAUGUGGUAGAUGGUGGUUUCCUACUACACCGUAUGAAAUGGAAACCGUCCUCCAGCGUUUCUUCGAUUUGCCAUCAGUACAUUACCUACGUACAGAAACAUUACGGUACAAAUUGUAUGGUGGUUUUUGAUGGUUACAGUGAUGUCAACAGCACAAAACGAGCAGAGCAGAAGCGACGAGGUUUGACUAGAACGUCGGUUGACAUUAACUGUAACGAAAAUACGAUCAUCACUGUUCAACAGGAGCAUUUCCUUGCCAAUGAAAACAAUAAAACUAGGCUGAUUCAGUUCCUCACCGAGAAAAUGACAGCAGCAGGGAUUGAAACAACUGUUGCAACAGGAGAUGCUGAUGGUACUAUUGUCAGCUGCGGGUUGGAUAAGGCUGCCGUUCAUCCAACUGUUGUAAUAGUUGGGGAGGAUGUCGACUUGAUAGUCCUCCUCAUGGGAUUGGCUCCACCAAAUAUCAACGUGUUCUUUAUGAAACCAGGACGUGGAAAGGUGGAGACCAAAUUGUUUUCAGUGCGACAACUUCAACAGCUUGAAUUUGCCAAGUCAAUUCUCCUUCUCCACAGCUUCUCUGGAUGCGACACCACCUCCGCAAUCCAUGGAAAGAGCAAAGUGGGAAUUGCUAAGCUGUUCAUGGCUAAACCAGAUCUGACCCAAAACAUCUCAGACAUUUUCAGUGGGCUUUCAACAUCACCUGAAAGUAUUGAACAGGCUGGCGAGAAACUGUUUCUGGCAAUUUACCAAGCGCCUGUCCAGGAACAAAAUCUCAAUAAAUACCGAUACUCAGCUUUUUUGAGAGCAUCGAUGAAGCCGAAAUCAGAUCUGGCCACUCUUCCUCCUACCAGAGGAGCUUCGAAGCAGCACUCAUUGAGAGUGUACUUACAGAUACAACAAUGGCUCGGCAACCCCCUACCACCCACUCAAUGGGGCUGGGCCAGAGGGGACGAUGGCAUCCUAAAGCCGGUGACAACCAAUGAUCCAGUGGCACCUGAGUCCAUUCUCAACACCAUAUUUUGCCGGUGCACGACUGGGUGUGGGGUGCGAUGCGGCUGCCGGAAAGCAGGAAUUGCCUGCUCCAGGGUCUGCGGCGUAUGCUCCGGCUCAUGCACUAACGGAGCCCCCAUCGAAAACACCGUCGACGAUGAUGUUGAUGAUGAUAUUUUAUAUUUAGAAGAUAAUUAG